UUUGUACUCGUGACUUCCGGUGCUUGUAAUACUUUCACUUUGACUUUAAUCAACACUUACGACAAAACACUACUUACUAGUGGUUAGUAGGUAAAAGAGGUUGACUUUUUCCGGUGAUAUUCCUGUGUUAAAUUGGCUAUUGGUUGGAAUUUUUGUAAAAGAAAUAUAAUGGAAUUUUUUGGAAUUAAAAUAUAUCGCUUUAGUAGGAUAUUUUAAUAGUUUGGACAAAUGUUUUCUUUUUUGCAUACCUGUCCUCCCCUGGCGUCAUAAAUUGUAUUACGACAUGGUUUUGUGGAAUGUAUCGAAGGGUUAUUCCCUUUCCCGAAAUAACGAUGUUUUUCUUGGUAAAAUUGCAGAGCCUCAUGUGUUUAGAUAAAACAGCAAACACAGAAAGGUAACAAAAAUGAAAUAUGAUGCUUGAUUAACAUGGCAGAUCAAAGGAAUAGACCAGUACCUAAGCAAAGAUCAGCACAUCUUGGAGCAACAGGAAGUGGGGAUUUCUCAACUUUAGAUCUAUAUGGCAGUGGCCAAGAUGUUCAGAGAACCCCCAGAAUACCACCAGAUUUCUCCUCAGGCCAGAGUGGAUUGCCAAGUUGUGUGCAACUAAAGAAAAUCAAUGUAUCAGCUGAGCAAAAAAGCAAAGAUGGUACACUCCCUCAAUUGCUGUUUUUCCUGGAUGAAGCAUGCAAGAAAUAUUCAAAUGAUGAGGAUAAAUCAAAACUUGCAAACCUGUGUAUACAAGCUGCAUCUUCACCAAACAGAAAAUAUAGAUUACUGGAAUAUUUUCAGCUGCUGGAGGAUAACAAGGAUGACAUUGACCUACUUCCUGCGGCUCUUUCAAUCUUAGAGAAGUAUGCUGUCAAUUUGUUACGAGAAGACAAACCUCCCCAAUGGAAAGUGCUCAAAUAUAACAUAAGCAUCAUUCAGAACAUGGUCCUUCCAGUCAAUGGAGCUCUAAAUGUUCUGAAAAAAAUGGGCUACACUCAGGAAACAGAAAAUGCUCUAUCAUUUCCCCCUGAUGUUGAUGAACCAAACAUCCAAACUAUAUUAGUCCUUACAGCUGACCUUUGUGUGGCUCGCCAUGAAACUGAUGCUUUAAUGAAAAAUAAUCAUCCAUUUCUGAUUUUUGACAAAUCUGGUACAGCUUGCCAAGGAGAGGCUCUCUUUAAUGCUGGAUACUGCGGUGUUUGCAGUGAGCAGAAUCUUGCUAGGAACUGUGAGGAAUGUGAUAUGCAAUUUUGUCUGCAGUGUGAUGAAAGAUGGCAUUGUCAUAAAUUAAGAAGAGAUCAUAUCAGAACCCCACUUCCUCCAACAAGAAAUAAAACUAUAGAGGAAAAGAGAUUCCGACCUGUUCCAGUUCCACGACAACGCAAAGGCCAAAAGAUGGAAGAUCAAAGCCUACUCCAAGGUGUUCGUAAUGAAGGAAAUAAUCCUGCAGAAUCAUAUAAUUAUUCUGUUGGCUGGGGAAGCAAGCACACUCCGCAAAGGUCACCUGGCAAUAUAACAUCGACCAGCAACAUGGCAUCACCAACUAUGGCACCUGGCAACAUGAUGUCACCAACUAUGUCACCUGGCAACAUGAUGUCACCAACUAUGUCACCUGGCAACAUGAUGUCACCAACUAUGUCACCUGGCAACAUGACGUCAUCAACUAUGUCACCUGGCAACAUGAUGUCACCAAGGAUGUCACCUGGCAACAUGAUGUCACCAACUAUGUCACCUGGCAACAUGAUGUCACCAACUAUGUCACCUGGCAACAUGACGUCACCAAGGAUGUCACCUGGCAACAUGAUGUCACCAACUAUGUCAUCUGGCAACAUGACAUCAUCAACUAUGUCACCUGGCAACAUGACGUCACCAAGGAUGUCAUCUGGUAACCAGGGUAUCAAUCUUAAUCCUUCACAACAAAGAUUGAGUGAUAAAUAUGGAGCUUUUGCACCAGGAAAUCCACAUUCUGUGUAUAACCAAGGUUUUAACCAACCAGGAAGUGAGCCUCGUGAUUACAACCAAUCAGAAAACAUGGAUCAAAACGAAGCAAAGACUCUUCGUCGGGUCCUGUCAUGUCCUAAUUGUUCAUUUUUGUUUCAUAAUGAAUAUGAAAAACGAUGUCCAAGUUGUAAAGUGCAACUUGAUACGUUGCUUGGUGAUAGUGAAAAACAAGUAUUGCUGAAAGAUUUAGCCAAGUCAAGUGAACUAGCGACAAGAACUCUGCCUGAUCCCCCACGAGCUCCAGGUUUGGCAACACGUGUAAAUGAAGCUAAUGAAGAAAUGUAUGAAGAUAUUGAUGAGAUGCUUGAGUGGGUUUGUGAACAUUGUACCUGCAGAAAUCCUCUUUCAACAAAGGUGUGUCAAGUUUGUUGUAAAACACCAGCUGAUCUUAAGAAGUUCCCUAAUCUUGUUGAGAAGUCAACACCACCACAAUCAAAGCCAGCCCCACCCUCGUAUCCACCAGCAAAACAAAUGACUCCACCUGCGGCAUAUGGUUCACAAACAAACCCGGGAAGACAGCAAGAUCACAGAGCUGUCUACAUGACUCCAAAAGAUCAUCCGCUUGAUGGAGGCGUCUUCGUAUCGAGAAAUGACAGCAAUGCCCCCCCUUUACCGGCAAAGAAACAACCCAGUGAUGACUCUGCUCCCGGGGGGAGAGUGCGCGAUGCUCAAAAAAACCGAGAACAGGAAAUAUCAGAAAAAAAGAAAGCGGCUGCAUUUGAUGAGGAGAAACAAGAAUUCCACAGGCAAGGAUUGAUAAGUGAAAAGGAGACGUUAACUAUUGACAGUCAAGAUCAGUUGCAUAGGAUAGUUGAAGAAAGAAAACGGUCGGGAUAUUAUGGCCAGGCUGAAUAUCCUAGAACAAGUGCUGCUGACGAUCUCAAUGAUGAACAGUUGAGGCAAUUAAUGCAGUCAGGAGUUCUCACUGAACAAGAUCUUAUUAAUAAUGGCCUGGUGAACAAGACGAAGGUUGUACCGAGUAAUUCCCGUGAUACAAUGACGAGACAGAACCAAUUUAGUAACCCUUUAUAUGAAAAUCCCAGAGCAAAUGAAAGAUUUUAUGAACACGAAAAUGACCUGUCCUUGAGUGAAGAUCAACUUCAAAAACUGCUCAGAGAGGGGGGAUUUCUCGAGGAAAGUCACCACCCAGGCAUUUACCAGGACCCAACCAAAAUUGUAAUCCAAGGAACCAUCCACCUCAGCAGUUCAAUCAAGCUCGUCCUGGAAGCGCGCUCUCUGAUGAAGAACGAAAUCUUCUGGCUCAAGCAGGUGUAUCAUCAUCCCCCCCGGAACAAAUAUACAAUGUUCCAAGGCAUGAACCCCCCGGUUAUAAUCCUGAUGAUAUUCCAAAUGAUGGCGGAGUUUCAUCUGCUCAGUGACCAAGGAACAAAAGGACAAAAUUACGAUCGUUUCAAGAAUAAAACCUUCCAAAAUUAUAAUGUCAUACGAGACGCGCCAGUGGUACACGGACUCUAUGAUAAGCGGUCGUCAAAGGGAAUGUAUAGCAUGCCUGUCAAAAGUGGAUCAAAAGACAAUUUCUCCAGUUAUCUUAAUUCUCAGACACCGUUGGAAACUAUUUCAAGUAGAAAUAUUGAUGAACAAAGCAAACUUUACGUCGAGUGGAUAAAGGAAGCAGAGAAACAUGGCUUCACUCCAGAAGAGUUGAAUCUUGCAAACCACCUUAACUGGCAAGAUCCCAAAAAACGUAAUCCCGUACAAUGGUUGAAAGAUGAGUGGUCAGAUCGGGUCGCUGAGGUUAUUGGUAAAGUAACUGAACGGACAAGUAAUGAAAAUGAUUGUAUUGGUAAUCUCAGCACAGACGAAGCGAAGCAAGCAUUGUUAGAGAAUCAUGGCAGUGUUGAAAGUGCAUGUAAAUCAUGUAUUGAAUCACGAAGAGAAAAACUUGCCAAAAUGGGGCAAACUUCUUUUUUCACUCGAGUUGAUUGCUUGAACGCCUUGGACAGAAACGACGGAAAUUUAGAGAAAGCUUUGCUUGAGCUUGAAAACCAAGCUUUAGAACCGAUCAGACAACGAGUUCUUCGUCUUCAAGAUUUGGGAAGGCGAAAUUCCAGGCUAAGUGAAGCCUGUGAGAAAAUUAUUAGAAAUAAAAAUGUCAGUUUUGAGCGUCGUGUACGAAUCGUUUAUACGGAGAAAAACAUGAAGUCCUGGGGAAGAGCUGAGACGGCUGUAAGACUAGUGGAUUUUGGAGAUUACGAUGUUGAAGAUUGUAUCGAGGCUGCUGAAGCUUCUGGUGAUAUGGAGCGAUCUCUUGCUUAUUUACAACAAGAUUGUCCAAUAUGUGUUGAACAGAAACCAAUGGGUCAGAUGAUAACAUUUCUCAACUGUCAGGACAAAAUCUGCAAAGAUUGUGUGACUGAAUACUUGAAGGGUCUUAUCAAAGAAAAGCAGAUUCAUCAAAUCACUUGUCCUGUCUGCAGUUUACCAGACCUCAGUGACGAAGCUACGGCGGCGGAUUAUUUCAACAAUCUCGAUAUUAUGAUUCGACAGCUUGUGGAUCCUGAAACACACGAUAUCUUUCAAAAGAAGCUUCGCGAUCGAGCCUUAAGAAAAGAAGAGAACUUCAGAUGGUGUGCACAUUGUUCUUACGGAUUCAUCAACGAGUUGCCAAACGUAAACAAAAUGCAGUGUCCAAACUGUCAACAAUACACAUGCUUCACGUGCAAAAAACAGUGGGAGGACCAACAUGAGGGAAUCACUUGUCAAGAGUUUGCUCGAUGGAAAGAAGAAAACGAUGAGGAAUAUCAAAUGGCAGGCCUUGCUGGUCAUCUUGCACGAAAUGGCAUCGAUUGUCCAGGUUGUAAAUUUCGUUAUGAUCUUGCGAGAGGUGGUUGUAUGCAUUUCAAGUGUAAUCAAUGUGGACACGAGUUUUGUAGUGGCUGCUAUAAUCCCUUUAAACGCGAGAGAUGUACUGUAAUACCAAACUGUACAGUAAAAGGUAUGCAUGCUCAUCAUCCGCGCUCCUGUCUGUUUUAUCUGAGGGACUGGGAAAUACAGACAUUGCAGGAGCUCUUGCAAGAAAAUGGAGUGGAUUAUAAGGCCGAAGCAAGACGAUUAAAUGUGCAAGAUGGUGAUGAGAACGCUGGCGCAGUGGAGGCAGCUCAAAUAUGUAAUGUUAUGCUGCAAUUGGAGACUGGAGAAGACCAUCCAUGUGAACGUCUUUGUCAACCUGAUCAUGAUGGCUUAUGCGAAAAACACUACAAGGAGUAUUUGGUGGAUUUGAUCAAUAAAAAUGGAGUUGAUCCUGUAGACAAAAUGGAUGCUCGUGAAUUGGAGGCAAUAUUUCGCAGAGCUGGUGUCGUUGUCGAGGCUCAACAGCAAGGUGAAGCUGAUGAAAAUUACCAACAACGACUUCUUCAGGGGAUAAAACAACGUAUACCUCUACCUGGAGCCCCCGUAUUGCCUUAUCCAGCACCAGAAGCCCAGGGGGGAGAUGAUGAGGAAUGAUGUUCUCUUUAACAGUUGUGGUGAUAUUUACAAUCACUUAUAUAACACACAUCGUAUAAAAUCCGUCGUUUUCAAUAUCAGGCAGGCUAAAUGCACUCUGGACAAAUAAGACAAGUGCUUCACAUGCUUUGGAAACGUACGAAAUAGUGGCACAAAAUAAUAUCGAUUUUUGUUUAUUUUACUGAUUCAGUCAACUAUGUUAAUGUCUUAGAAACAAUUAAUACAUGCUUGGAUCAAUUUUCUACCUUAAAAGUUGCCUUUAAAUCAUAGACUUUCAUAUUAAUGGGUAAAUGGAUAACAUUUAUGUGCUUGAAUUUAACCUGAAACACUGUAUUGUAAUGUGUUCUUGCUGUUAUGUUGUUUGUUAAAAAAGUUAAUAUUCUUGUCAUAAUUCUGUAAUUUAACAACUUACAAAGUUGGAACAAUUUUGCAAGUCUUAAACAAUUUAUUUUAAACCAAUCUUGUGAACUGAUGCGAAUUUAAAAAC
Messenger RNA from Dendronephthya gigantea, 5941 nucleotides. RefSeq lists its product as uncharacterized. Gene Ontology annotation, biological process: protein linear polyubiquitination. Lineage: Eukaryota; Metazoa; Cnidaria; Anthozoa; Malacalcyonacea; Nephtheidae. The record is from RefSeq and is a predicted model, not a curated record. Gene Ontology annotation, cellular component: LUBAC complex. Gene Ontology annotation, molecular function: linear polyubiquitin binding; ubiquitin protein ligase activity; K48-linked polyubiquitin modification-dependent protein binding.